Molecule: messenger RNA, 3084 nt
Organism: Elgaria multicarinata webbii
Lineage: Eukaryota; Metazoa; Chordata; Lepidosauria; Squamata; Anguidae
Gene: PCIF1
Product: phosphorylated CTD interacting factor 1
Exons: 16
Coding region: 151-2274 (707 amino acids)
Cellular component (GO): nucleus
Molecular function (GO): mRNA (2'-O-methyladenosine-N6-)-methyltransferase activity; RNA polymerase II C-terminal domain binding
Source: RefSeq, a predicted model, not a curated record
GGCGGACGGUGGCUGCUGCUGCUGCUGGAUGCUUCCCUGCUGCUUGGGGCAGAGGACACCUCCACCACACCUGCGAAGGGCCGCCAAGGGAGCCCCCGCGCCCUCCUGCCGCCUGUGCCACGGAGCCAGCCCCCUGGCAAAUGCUGCGAAAUGGCCAAUGAAAACCACGGCACCUCUGCGGAGGAAGCUGCCCUGAUGAGCCGUUCUCCUGGCACUUCCCACCAGAGCCAGCCAAGCUCCCCAAAACCCAUCCGGCUGGUGCAGGAUUUGCCAGAUGAGCUGGUGCAGGCUGGCUGGGAGAAGUGCUGGAGCAAGCGUGAGAACCGCCCGUACUAUUUCAACCGCUUCACCAACCAGUCGCUCUGGGAGAUGCCGCUUCUGGGGCAACACGACGUCAUUUCGGACCCUCUUGGUCUGAAUGCAGCUCCGAUGCCUGCAGAAGGGGGAGUUGGCGACGCCACCGCCGCUGAAGACAAGGUGCGGAAACGGAGGCCUUCCGAGGAGGUCCAGCUCAGUGGUAACAGCGUGAAGAAGCCCAAGGUCGAGAUCCCAGGAAACCCCCCAGCUCAGCCAGCCCCUAACACUCCCAGUACCCCUGGGACUCCCCUGCUGAAGUUGUGGGGCGUGUCUCCUGAAGACAAGCAGGCGGCCCUCUUGCGACCAACCGAAGUGUACUGGGACUUGGACAUCCAGACGAACGCCGUGAUUAAGCAGCGAGCGCCCUCCGAGGUGCUGGCCCCCCACCCGGAGGUGGAGCUUCUCCGGUCCCAGCUGAUGCUGAAGCUGCGCCAGCAUUACCGGGAGCUCUGCCAGCAGCGGGAGGGGAUCGAUCCUCCGCGAGAAUCCUUCAAUCGCUGGAUGCUGGAGCGGAAGGUGGUGGACAAAGGGACGGAUCCCCUGUUGCCGAGCAGCUGCGAGCCGGUCGUGUCCCCUUCCAUGUUCAGAGAAAUCAUGAAUGACAUUCCCAUCAGGUUGUCCCGAAUCAAGUUCCGUGAAGAAGCCAAGCGGCUGCUGUUCAAAUACGCCGAGGCUGCGAAGAGACUCAUUGAAUCCAGGAGCGCCUCUCCGGACAGCAGGAAGGUGGUGAAGUGGAACGUGGAGGACACCUUCAGCUGGCUGCGGCGAGACCACUCCGCCUCAAAAGAGGACUACAUGGACCGCCUGGAGCACCUGCGCAAGCAGUGCGGGCCCCACGUGUCUGCUGCAGCCAAGGACUCCGUGGAAGGCAUUUGCAGCAAAAUCUACCACAUCUCCCUGGAGUACGUCAAGCGCAUUCGAGAAAAGCACCUGGAAAUCCUCAAGGAGCACAACAUGUCUGCGGAGGUCGAGGCUGCAGAGGCCCAGGAACGGCUCAUCUACUGCUACCCGGUGAGGCUGGCUGCCCCUUCUCCCCCGCUGCCCAACGUGGAGAUGCACAUGGAAAACAACGUGGUGUGCGUGCGCUACAAGGGCGAGAUGGUGAAAGUCAGCCGCAACUACUUCAGCAAGCUGUGGCUGCUUUAUCGGUAUAGCUGCAUCGAUGACUCUGCCUUUGAGCGGUUUCUGCCGAGGGUUUGGUGCCUUCUCCGCAGAUACCAGAUGAUGUUUGGCGUGGGGCUCUACGAAGGGACCGGCCUGCAGGGGGCGCUCCCGGUGCAAGUCUUCGAAGCUCUCCACAAGCUCUUUGGCGUGAGCUUUGAGUGCUUUGCCUCCCCCCUGAACUGCUACUUCAAGCAGUACUGCUCGGCCUUCCUAGACACAGAUGGGUAUUUCGGAUCCAGGGGUCCCUGCCUGGAUUUCUUCCCCAUCAGUGGCUCGUUUGAGGCAAACCCUCCGUUCUGCGAGGAGCUGAUGGAUGCCAUGGCGUCUCACUUUGAGAAACUGCUGGAGACCUCCAAGGAGCCCUUGUCCUUCAUCGUCUUCAUCCCUGAGUGGCGGGACCCCCCGACGCCCGCCCUGACGCGCAUGGAGCAGAGCCGGUUCAAGCGGCACCAGCUCAUCCUGCCUGCCUUUGACCACGAGUACCGCAGUGGCUCCCAACACGUCUGCAAAAAAGAGGAGAUGUACUACAAAGCGGUGCACAACACAGCUGUCCUUUUCCUGCAAAAUAACUCUGGCUUUGCCAAGUGGGAGCCCACGCAAGAACGGCUGCAGGAGCUUGUCACCGCCUAUAAGCACUCAGGACGGACCCUGGCCUCCUCCACCUCCUCCUCCUCCUCCUCCUCCUCCACUUCAGACAAGGAUCGAGAGACAGUUCGGGAGCAAAGCGCGAGCCAGGAGACGACCCCUAAUUAACGGCGGAUGGACUGGCUGGGCUGGCAGGCGAUGUGGGGGCAGAAAUGCUCCGUGGGGUGGAGCGGGGAGGACCACUGCCCCCCGAAGCACUGUUGGGGGGAGGGGUUUGCUCUGCAGCACUUGCCGUCCUCCUCAGCUCUGCAAGCCCUCGCCGUGGGACAUCGCCCUCCUGUGCCCUGGCUGGCCAGGCAGGUUGCCGGCCUCUUGGCGCAGCGAGGAGGAGGGUGCUCGCCGCCCCCCUGCUGUGUUGCAGCUCCCAGGAGGAGCCCACUCAAGGUGUGGCAGGUGGUACGGACAGCAAGGUGCAGGGUCCUGGCGGCCGGGCCUGCUGAAUGGGAGGCAAAGCGGUGGCCCAGCCUUGCAGCCGGAGCGGGGCCUUCUUUCCCUCGCGAGGGGGUGGGAGUGAGGAGGGGGACGGGCUGCCCUGCGCGCUGGGGCCGUGUGUCCCCUCCGGCCUCGUGUCUAUAGUGUAAAUACGUGUCCGUGUGGAGACUCCGCUCCCUGACGGGCCGUUCUGUUGCCUCGUCCCGGUUCCCCCCCCAGGUGUCCCAGUUGCGUGUUUUCACUGAUGCUGUUUACUGUAAACCGCAGAGCAAAGGACUUCCUUUGUGUGUGUACAGAGGUCUUGGCUGCCGUUUUGUAGUCGUCACGGUUUCUAUCUGAAGCUCCGGGCUUUCUUGGAGUUUUUUUUUUUUAAGGAUUUAAUUUAACAGCGCUAACCAUUUUAUUACUUUUAUCAAAGAGCAAAGGAAAGUCUAUUUUUGAUUUUGUUUCCUAGUUCUUAGGGACAUUAAAACCAGCAUUAAAGUG